Didymella exigua CBS 183.55 is the source of this 4155-nucleotide messenger RNA. RefSeq lists its product as uncharacterized. Gene Ontology annotation, molecular function: protein binding. Gene Ontology annotation, biological process: endosomal vesicle fusion; protein targeting to vacuole; vesicle-mediated transport. Lineage: Eukaryota; Fungi; Ascomycota; Dothideomycetes; Pleosporales; Didymellaceae. The record is from RefSeq and is a predicted model, not a curated record. The transcript is spliced from 5 exons. Bases 55 to 4032 code for a protein of 1325 amino acids. Gene Ontology annotation, cellular component: HOPS complex; late endosome.
CGAGCUUCACAGCACUCCCGCACGCCCACCGCAGCCUAUGUCCAUGUCGCCAGCAUGGCUGCGGAUCCGACCGACGACGAACAGCAGCCGGUGACAACGGGAGACGCUGGCAACGGCAGAGAUACCGCCCAGCACGUCGACGACCACGACGCCGGCGACGAUGACGACGAGGAAGAGGACGACGCGGACGAAGAGCCCAAGCUCAAGUACAGCCGUCUGACGAGCAGCCUGGGGCCUGUGUAUCGCAAUGGCGACGCGACCAGCUCCUUCCUGGUCGCAGGUGACAAGAUGAUUGUUGGCACGCACAACGGCAACAUACACACUCUAUCCAUCCCAUCUUUCCAGAUACUGCGCACGUACAACGCCCAUCCGUCUGCCUCAGUCACCGCUCUUUCCGUUUCGCCCCUCCCGCGCACGCAGUCUUUCGUCAAUCAAGUUGGCUCGCCGACCCGAGCGCCAGAUGAUGCAACCGCGAGAAAGCCUACGCCGCAUGCCAGCCGUGACCCUCGCAGACCACAGCAGAAUCCCGUGCCAAACACUUCCUCGAACCAGAUCUACAUUGGCUCUGCGUCCAUCGACGGCCAUGUUUGUGUAUCCUCGUUGAUCGAUCCCAAGGAUGUCACUCUGCGCAACUUUGCGCGCCCCGUACAAGCUGUGGCACUUUCACCAGACUACAAGAAUGAUCGAUCAUAUCUGUCAGGUGGUCUGGCUGGCGAGCUCAUUCUGACUAGUGGUGGACCAAUAGGCAUUCGCGCGACUGCGAACACGAGCUCAGCAUCUCAGGCGGCCCAUGGCUGGCUUGGAGCUAUAGGACUUGGUGGAAGCAGCGGCCGAGAUACGAUUUUACACUCUGGAGAAGGAUCAAUCAGCACCAUCAAAUGGUCACUAUCCGGGCGAUACGUUGUGUGGGUCAAUGAGGAGGGCAUUCGAUUUAUGCGCACCAACCUGUUCCUGGACAGCGCAGACUCGCAACUGGCGUGGAAGAGGAUAGGAUUCGUUGGGAAACCCAAUCGUCGCGUCUGGCAAGACAUGGCUGCGCUAUGGAAAGCCAGAAUCGAGUGGGUUGACGAUCAGUCGCUAGAGUCCGAUGACGAUGCCAUUAUGAGCAUGAACGACCAUGGACGACACAACAAGGCCGAGUCGACUUUGCCUCACCACCGCAGACACAAGUCAGGAAAGGGGAUCAAGCAAGAAAAGGUCGAGAAGCUGGUUGUAGGCUGGGGAGACUCAGCCUGGAUCAUUCACGUCAUUCCUGGAGAAGUCUUUGGCAAUGGCAGAACUGGCGAACGGUCUCCCGGCAGCAUCGAAGUUCCUCAUCAUCUCAAGUUCGACGAUUGUAUUGUUUCUGGCAUCUCGCUUUAUACCCCUUCCCUACUUCUCGUGCUUGCGUAUCGAACCCACGACGAUGACGACAAUCCAGUUGAGACGACUCCUCGAAGAGGUAUGCAUCGGCGUGCAAACGGCUUAUCUCCUGAGCUCAAGCUCAUCGAUGCGGUUAGCCAGGAAGAAGUUGAGGUCGACUCUUUAACAGUCAGCAGAUACGAAACUCUCUCGGCGGCCGACUACCAUCUAGGAACACUAUACAUUCCCCAUCCAAAGGCUAUGACACCUGCACAGAAAAGCGCACUUGAGGCCAUUGGAGGAGGGAUAUGGGACGCUGGUGUCAGCGCGACCAGGAUCUUCAGUUCUGGUGCCAGCGUUCUCAACCUUCCAAUAGGCGGCCCAGAGUCCAAGCCAGGAUCGUUGUCAUCUACGAAUGGCACGAUACCGUCGACGGCGGCUCGUGGAAGACAAACACCAGUAUUCCCUAAUGCUGCGACAGCUGGCCUCAAGGUCUUUAUGCAUAGUCCGUAUGACUGCGUGCUAGCUAUAAAGCGAGACCUUGCAGACCACUUUACCUGGGAGCUGGAGCAUGAAAACUACAAAGAUGCUUGGGAGGUCUUGGAAGAUCACCCCGAAGUCAUCAACUCCGCCAGUCAGUCGGUGGCCGAAACUUCACCAGCCAGCACGCCGAUUCAGAAGCAAGGAAGCCUGCAGGACUUCUUUGCUGAUGAGAGUGCAUCUCAGGAUACCGUAUCUGCCGCAAGAGCAAACCAGAACAUCGCUGUGGAGAAAGAAAAACGCCGAGUUGGCGAUCUCUGGGUACAACAGCUAGUGAACGCAGGUGACUGGAAAGAAGCGGGAAAAGUCGCUGGUCGAGUCCUGGGCACAUCGUCCCGGUGGGAGCACUGGGUCUGGAAGUUCGCACAAACGAAUCACUUCAACGAAAUCUCUCCCUAUAUACCCACCAAGCAGAUGCAGCCGCCGCUGCCAUCGAUGGUAUACGAAGUCAUACUUGGUCACUACAUCAUAAACGACCGGAUCAGAUUCAAGCAUCUGCUCGAGGCAUGGGACCCCGAUCUCUUCGACAUCAACAGUGUAAUUGAGGCUAUCAAAUCCAAGCUAAACGCUGGCGACGUCAGCGAGGACUCAAUAGAGGGUAACGAACAAGGCCGAGACUGGCGAAUACUGCAAGAUGGUCUUGCUAAGCUGUACCUUGCAAGCGGUCGCCAAAGAGAAGCAUUGCGCUGCUAUAUACGUCUGCAGAACGCUGAUGCUGCUAUGAGCAUUAUCCGGGACUUGCAUCUUGUGGAGGCUGUCAGAGACGAUAUACCGGGCUUCAUCCUAUUGCGUGUGUCGAGGGAACAGAUGGCAUCUGCACCCUUACAAGAGCUGGAGGAAGCAUCAUCGGAGACUAUUGAAGUGCUUGUUGAGGAGGGCUGUCGCAGGACAAUCCCUGCUGACGAUGUUGUCACACAACUCCAAACGAGCAAGAAGAGAGACUCCUUCCAGCCUUUCCUGUUCUUCUACCUUCGACGACUGUGGAAGCCAGAGCUGCACGAACGUAAGGCCAGAACGGCGAAGGAAAGAGUUGCAGAAGACCGCCUUGCCGCAGAUGGCAAGAUUGUGGCAGAAGGUUUCUCCGACCUUAUGGUUGAGCUGUUCGCGGAGUAUGAUCGCCCAUUGUUGAUGGAGUUCCUUCGCAAGUCACAAAGCUUCGACCUGAGCAAGGCAACGGCUGUCUGCGAGGGCAGAGAGUACAUUCCAGAGCUCGUACACAUCCUCUCGAAGACCGGCCAGACUAAGCGUGCCCUAUACCUCAUUAUUGAGAAGCUUUCAGAUGUUAGCUUCGCAAUUUCUUUUGCCAAGGAACAAGACGAUCCUGACCUUUGGAACGAUCUGCUUGACUACUCCAUGGACAAACCGCAAUUUAUCCGAGGGCUGCUAGCAGAGGUCGGCACAGCCAUCGAUCCUAUCCAACUUGUUCGUCGUAUUCCCGAAGGUCUCGAGAUCGAAGGGCUCAGAGACGGCAUUGGCCGUAUGGUCCGCGAAUAUGAGAUACAACACUCGAUAUCAGAAGGCGUAGCCAAGGUACUGCGCGGUGAAGUUGCAACUGGCAUGGACACACUUCGCGCAGGCCAGAAGCGGGGUGUCAAGUUCGAAGUCAUACCCUGCGAUGACGAAUCAAACGAGAAGUUGUCUGGUGCACAGAACGGACUUCCAAAAGGCAAAGAGCUUGAUAUACGGCCCAAGGGAGUGGAUCCUAAGACCGCAGCGAAAGUCCUCAGUAGCGGCAAUACCACGGCAGCCAUGUCCACGAAUGCUGCGCCAGUCGCUGAUCCAGCACCAGCAGAGGAUCCUAAAGCAGAAGCACCACCUGGACAUUGUACAGGCUGCCACGAACCUUUCACAUUACCCACCGCUGAAGAGGAAGAAGUCAUGGACAUGCCUCUCCCCAAGUCUCGCGAUACGCUCGUGGGUUUUGCAUGCGGUCACGUCUUUCACCUUAGCUGCCUAUUGCCAAAGACGAGCGCCAGCGCUAGUGUUGCGGCGACGCUACAACAGCAGCUUGCGAAUGAUGCGCUUGAAAGCGGAGGAAGAUGGAGCAGGAGUGUCGGUGCGAAGGUUGCGCAUGCGCAUGUCAUUAAGAGCGCGAUUGGACGUGGAUGUGUCGUAUGCAGAGAAAGGGACGGUAUGGUGGGCGACGACUAGCAAGGCGAGCUGUGCACACAGAAGAUAUCAAACUUCUUGGAUAUGAAGCAGGCUUGGGGACGUUCAGCGCUGUGUUAGUAAGAAACAAUUCAAGAGAAGUGGCAAUCAAUUGCACGUGAGAUU